Messenger RNA from Propithecus coquereli (Coquerel's sifaka), 2650 nucleotides. RefSeq names its product fucosyltransferase 10 (alpha (1,3) fucosyltransferase) (gene POFUT3). The coding region runs from base 312 to 1598 and encodes 428 amino acids. The transcript is spliced from 4 exons. Lineage: Eukaryota; Metazoa; Chordata; Mammalia; Primates; Indriidae. Gene Ontology annotation, cellular component: Golgi membrane. Gene Ontology annotation, molecular function: alpha-(1->3)-fucosyltransferase activity. The record is from RefSeq and is a predicted model, not a curated record.
AGAAUUUUUUGAUACCUUCUUGUCUGAAGAAUCUCCAGCUGCUCUUGAUGAUAGCCUAAGAAGACCACAUGCUGUUUCCUCUCGAUGCCAAGCCAGGCCCACUCAGAACCUCGGAUCUCAGUCCUUCAUGGAGACCAGGUCCCAGCAGGAAUGGCAGUACAGGAAAUUGGCACCCAGAUGGUUCCUCCACGUGAAGUUGUCUCGGGCUAUGGGCUGAUGAGAGAACACCUGGUAGCCAGGUAGUGGUGGAGCUGGGAAAAUUCGAGAGGACGAAGUUUAGAAAUUCCAAUUUGCAAGAUGGACGUACGAAAAUGGAGGAAGUGCCUGAAUAUCUGAAUCCAUUCCUUAAGAAAGAAGCACUGGACUUGAAUAGGAAAAAAAAAUCGGACAGCGACAGCUACCCCAUUAUGCUCUGGUGGUCCCCGCUGACCGGGGAGGCUGGAAGGCUAAGCCAGUGUGGAGCAGACGCUUGUUUCUUCACCAUCAACCGGACCUACCUGCACCAUCCCAUGACCAAAGCUUUCCUCUUCUACGGUACUGACUUUAACAUAGAUAGUUUACCUCUGCCUAGGAAAGCCCAUCACGACUGGGCCCUUUUUCAUGAAGAGUCCCCGAAAAACAAUUAUAAGCUCUUUCAUGAGCCGGUCAUCACCUUGUUCAACUACACUGCCACAUUCAGCAGGCACUCCCACUUGCCACUAACCACCCAGUACUUGGAGGGCAUAGAAGUCCUGAAGUCCCUCCGAUACCUAGUUCCUCUGCAGUCCAAGAAUAACCUUAGGAAAAGACUUGCUCCGCUGGUGUACGUACAGUCAGACUGUGACCCACCAUCAGAUAGGGACAGCUACGUUCGCGAGCUGAUGACUUACAUCGAGGUCGACUCCUACGGGGAGUGUUUACGAAACAGAGAUCUCCCCCAGCAGCUGAAAAGCCCAGUGUCUAUGGAUGCCGAUGGCUUUUACAGGAUCAUUGCCCAGUACAAGUUUAUCCUUGCUUUUGAGAACGCGGUGUGUGACGACUACAUCACCGAGAAGUUCUGGAGACCCCUGAAGCUGGGCGUAGUCCCCGUAUAUUACGGAUCCCCCAGCGUCACAGACUGGCUUCCAAGUAACAAAAGUGCUAUUCUCGUCUCGGAAUUUUCUCACCCCAGAGAGCUGGCAAGUUACAUCCGACGACUGGAUGAUGAUGACAGAUUGUAUGAGGCCUACGUAGAAUGGAAGCUGAAGGGUGAGAUCUCUAACCAGAGGCUUCUGACAGCUCUCAGGGAACGGAAAUGGGGUGUGCAGGACAUCAACCAGGACAAUUACAUCGAUGCCUUUGAGUGUAUGGUGUGCACCAAGGUGUGGGAUAAUAUCAGGCUUCAGGAAAAGGGCUUACCGCCCAAAAGAUGGAAGGCAGAAGAUACUCAUCUGAGCUGCCCAGAGCCUAACGUGUUUGCUUUCUCACCUCCCCGGGCUCCACGUCGGAGCUCUUUGCGAGAGAUGUGGGUACGAAGCUUUGAACAAUCCAAGAAAGAAGCCCAGGCGCUAAGGUGGCUGGUGGAUAGGAAUCAAAAUUUCUCAGCUCAGGAGUUUUGGGCCCUAGUAUUCAGGGACUAAUUUCAAAAAAAUAUCAGAGUGACGCAGAGUAGAACCUUCUGGAAGUUUAUUUUCUGGGUUGCCUUAAUAUUUGAACACAAUAGCUAUUCUGUUGACUAUCCAUUAGGAUAAGAAUUAAUUGCUGCAGUACUCACAAUGAGCCCUAUCAAAGAAUAGAUGUGAAUUACCCUUAGGGGUGGCCUCUGUAUUUUUUAUACUAAAAAGGUAAAUAUUUCUUACGAACACUGGUCAUCUUCAGUUUACAUGUCUGGACUCAUGUACUUGCUGCCUUUUGUGGAAAUUCACCUGGUUUAGAGUGAGUGCUUUCCUUGCACGAUGGAGGCAGAGGAUCUAGCCGUGGAUUCUUGGUCCUCACUGCACUCUCAACAGUGUACUGGUAUUUGGAAGCCCAGUGUUCUCUGAUGCUCAGUGUGAACAUGAAGUGCAUUAGAACUUGGCAAUGAGAGAUCCCAUCUGUUGGUUUCCAGGGAUGUAAGUGAGUAAUAAAAGCUGUUUCAGGUCUGUCUGCCAUCUCCUCUUCCAGUCAAAAGGACAUACGCAUGUCUACCUUCUUCUCCUUACCCUGACCCACCUCUCUAACCUUCCUUAUUCCUACCUGGCCCCGUGGCCUCCCGUUUUGCCUUCAGAGUGGGAUGUCUUGUAAAGCCAUGAUUCCUCCUUGUGUGUUUUGGUCAGUCAGAUGUUACCGGUUGUCCCUUCUACUGCUGAGCAGAAUAAUAGCAAGAAUUGUAUGAUUCCGGCUGGAGUGCGAGUACAAGUGGAAUGUCCCCAGGAACUCCACUUGUGUUGAAGCUGGUUUGUUGUUUCUUAGGACGAUGUGCAGAGCCUGUCAUGGUGGGCAGCCACAGGCACUCAGUUUGUGAGUGUUUCCUGUCAUUUCUGAUCCUGCCACAGAGACGGUUCAGCUGUCUUGUCUGGGGCGUCUACCAGAGCUCCAUAAAAAACAGGGGGGAGUAACACGGGAUCACAUUUUCCUUCCAUAGGAAAGUGGGGAGGCUUCUAGGUGAUACUACAGCCUGUUGCCACCAAUAUGUCACGGUUUCCAUAUUCUU